Molecule: messenger RNA, 414 nt
Organism: Brugia pahangi
Lineage: Eukaryota; Metazoa; Nematoda; Chromadorea; Rhabditida; Onchocercidae
Source: the annotation of a GenBank genome assembly
AUGCUGCCAUUCGUUAUCACCAAAUAUUUGAUUACUUUAACAAUUCUCACAAUAUUAUUAAUUGAUAAGAUGGAUGCGCAACUUUUAACUCUCCGAUCAUUUAAUGACAAUUUUGCAGGUGACAACUCAUUGAACAACAACGCUAACUCAGGGAUUGGACGUGUUCCAGCUAAUCAAGCUAAUCAAGCUAAUCAAGCUAAUCAGGCUAAUCAAGCUAAUCGGGCUAAUCAAGCUCAACAGAAUUCUUUUGAUGGAUGGCAAACUGCGCUUGGUACUGGUCUCGGUUUUCUUGCAGGAAGUUGGUUAGGCAGAGGCUCAUCUUCACCAUAUUCAUAUGGCUAUUACGGUUAUCCGUAUUAUCCGUACAACUAUUAUUACGGUGGUUAUCCUCAUUACUACUAUUAUUAUGGUUAA